This is a messenger RNA of Notodromas monacha, 1327 nucleotides long. NCBI's taxonomy places the organism in Eukaryota, Metazoa, Arthropoda, Ostracoda, Podocopida, Cyprididae. The record is from the annotation of a GenBank genome assembly.
AGACGCUUACUGGUCACAGUCGUCUUACUCGGAUCUUUCGAUAGAAUACCCGCAAACGCAUUUUUUUCAACAAAACUUCCUCAAUUCAUCGAGUGUAUAAAGAACACUUGAUACAGAAAUUUUGCUCAAUGACCAAAAUGAACGGUAUUCUGGCAAGAGGAUCACUCCUUAUCGUGGUUUUCGUCACCGUGGCCCAAUCGCAGUACUUGAUCGAUAUUAAGAAAAUUCCGAAAAACAUCAAUGCGGACAUGUGUCAAUGCGCCGCAAGCAUUAAGACGGAAGAACGGAUUGCCCGCAGUCGGGUUGCUCAACAGGCAUGUGAGGAUAAACUGGGGGUGCCUAUUCCUGAUUUCGAAGGACAAGCCCGAGAGGAAGUUAAGAAGCCAUUGCCACGUGGACUGGCUCAAUGGACCAGGAAGCAAGUGGAAAACCCUGGAGUUGAUUACAAAUGCUUGAACCACCUCCGGGAAUUGUACUUCCAUCAAAAGAAGCUCCAGAACUUCCUGGAUGAAAUUGAGAAGUUCAAGACAGAUCAAUACAAAACCUGCUUCGGUCAAAAGAUGAACUGGUUCAAAGAAAACGGUCAACUGGACAAAGUCUCUGUGAAGAACGAAAUCGCUGGGUCAAAUCUCAUAAACAAGAAGCUUCAACAGUCACUGGAGGUCCUCUCCCUCACGUGCCGUGGGAAUACGAUCGACGACUUGGAGUCUUAUAUCAAGUGCGCAACGAAACCUUGCGCUGAUCCCGAGUUCUUCGAUCUGCUCGGAAAAGCGAAGCCAGCGUCGGAAUCAACAGGCCCUUGACUUGUGCGAAUGAGGAAGAAUUGAAAAAAAUUGAACUAUGUUUAAUGUUCCAUCGAUGAGUAUAAAAGGGAUUCAAAAUAAAUCGUUACAGAGAAAUCUGUAAAAAAAAAAAAAAAUCGCGGACGUCCUUAAGACUUGUCGAAUCGUAAAAUGAUAUCUGAUCAACAGAAAUCGAUAACGCUCGUACAUCCAUAAAAAUAUUCCUCGAUCAGAUUCCUUCCUCCGACCAUUUUCGAGCCUUAAUUCGAUCCUUCAUUCUAGAAAACGUCGCGUUUUCCAGUCCUCGCAAGACUUUGAUUCUACAGAUGCCAUUUUGCCCUCCUGAAGCCACUGCAGAGCAAAAAUUCAGGUUGUUGUUGAACACAAUCUUCUUUGUCGUUGUGAUCGCCACUGACCCAGCAGGCACUGUAUCCUCAACCUGCUUCACGCCUCUCGGUAUUUUCCAAAAACUCUCCUCUGCCACAGGAGCAUCCACGUAACACAUUUUAAAAUCUCGAGCAGCUUUCCCGUAAGAUCUGCAGGCC